Coregonus sp. 'balchen' is the source of this 4645-nucleotide messenger RNA. The record is from the annotation of a GenBank genome assembly. NCBI's taxonomy places the organism in Eukaryota, Metazoa, Chordata, Actinopteri, Salmoniformes, Salmonidae.
AGGAGUUUCCAGCGCACUGCACAGCUCCGCCUCAUCCUCAGGGAGUCACUGCCCCAAACUCCCAUCAUCCUCGUGGGCAACAAGAGUGACCUUGUCCGCUCUCGAGAGAUCAGCACAGAAGGUAGGGAGGACGGCCUCGCUAUACUGUAACACACACACCGUUAUCACAUGAGUGCCCACAGCAUUUUAAUAUGUACCUCCUGUCAAUCUAAUGGUCUUGCCUUUCCACCUUGUGCCACCAUUCUCAUGUGUUCACCUACAGUACAGAGAUACAGUAUUGCAUGCAAAUGUAUAAAAUACAUACUUACAGUCGAUACAAUAUAACCCCCACCCUUUCCCAACCAUUAUCAUCAUAACACCUGCAGUGCCUCAGUACAGCAUGGUAGAGGUUGGCACCGGAGUGAAAAUCCAUUCUUGUCCUGUCCAUUUUUUCCCCAUACUGUCUUGAUCCUGUAACAGUUCUGUAUACUGGAAACUUUCCUGUCCCGCCCGAUAAAAAUCACUCCUAUCCCGUCCCGUGCUAAUUUUAACACGCAGAAAUCAGAAGUCAGCUCUGCAUGUGAGUAGCCAUAGCAACUGUUCUGUUUUGGCUGCUGCUCAGCGCUCACGAGACAGUUGCCUGCCCUGCACACACAGCCGAUAACAACAACAUUAUGAGAUUUUGGCAAUGAAGGCAGCCAUACUACUUACCCAGAGAUUUGGAUGAACUCAAUUCCUCUCCUGAAGGCUUCAUCAUUGACUGACGUACAUUGGCAUCUAAGGUAAAGUAGUGAGUGCGCAGUUGUAACGUAGACGCAGGGAGUCAGGAAGCAGAUGGUGACUUUAAUCAUAAAGACCAUGAAGAGUACAAAACAAGAGAACCGUCUGGACAUGAAAACUAAACCAAUGCUGCCUGCAGAGUGAUGCGAGGGAGUGCUAGAUAAAGGGGGAGUAAUCAGAGUAGUGAUGGAGUCCAGGUGUGCCUCAUGAUUGGGUGCAGGUGUGCGUAAUGAGGGUUGCCAGGUGUGCGUAAUGAUGGGAUGCCAGGACCGGUGGUUAUUAGACCGGUGACGUCGAGCGCCGGAGAGGGGGGACAACUGGAGCGAAAUGACAAUUUAUUUGUAUAGAUUUUUAUUAAGUAAACUAUAUUAGGCCUACACACACUUUUUAAAAUUAAAUGCUCCACACAUUACAUAUUUAUAACCCCGCCCCAAAACUCAGUUUACAACUAUUCCUGUACUGCCCGCUACUGUGGACUGUCAAACCUGUCCCAUCCUGUCCUGAACUUGACUCUAGAUCUUCUCUCCCAUUCCUGCUGGCAUCCCGCGGGACCUGCAACACUCCUGUCCCCAUGUCAACCUCUCAGCAGGGUUUCCCAAACCUCUCCUUGGGCCCCACCAGACAUUAAACCCUAAACUGGCACACCUGAUUCAAUUAGUCAACUAAUCAUCAAGCCUUUGACUAAUUGAAUUAGGUGUGCCAGUGUAGGGUUAAAGGCAAUGUUCAUGCGUUAGCGGAGACUACAUUUACGGUAAAUGCUGCAUACAGUGGGCUUGCGAAAGUAUUCAUCCCCCUUGGCAUUUUUCCUAUUUUGUUGCCUUACAACCUGGAAUUAAAAAUUGAUUUUUGGGGAGUUUGUAUAAUUUGAUUUAUACAACAUGCCCACCACUUUGAAGAUGCAAAAUGUUUUGUAUUGUGAAAUAAGACAAAAAAACAGAAAACUUGAGCGUGCAUAACUAUUCACCCCCCCAAAGUCAAUACUUUGUAGAGCCACCUUUUGCAGCAAUUACAGCUGCAAGUACCUUGGGGUAUGUCUCUAUAAGCUUGGCACAUCUAGCCACUGGGAUGUUUGCCCAUUCUUCAAGGCAAAACUGCUCCAGCUCCUUCAAGUUGGAUGGGUUCCGCUGGUGUACAGCAAGUCAUACCACAGAUUCUCAAUUGGAUUGAGGUCUGGGCUUUGACUAGGCCAUUCAAAGACAUUUAAAUGUUUCCCCUUAAACCACUCAAGUGUUGCUUUAGCAGUAUGCUUAGGGUCAUUGUCCUGCUGGAAGGUGAAUCUCCGUCCCAGUCUCAAAUCUCUGGAAGACUGAAUCAGGUUUCCCUCAAGAAUUUCCCUGUUUUUAGCGCCAUCCAUCAUUCCUUCAAUUCUGACCAGUUUCCCAGUCCCUGCCGAUGAAAAACAUCCCCACAGCAUGAUGCUGCCAUCACCAUGCUUCACUGUGGGGAUGGUGUUUCCGGGGUGAUGAGAAGUGUUGGGUUUGCGCCAAAUAGCGUUUUCCUUGAUGGCCAAAAAGCUCAAUUUUAGUCUCAUCUGACCAGAGUACCUUCUUCCAUAUGUUUGGGGAGUCUCCCACAUGCCUUUUGGCGAACACCAAACGUGUUUGCUUAUGUUUUUCUUUAAGCAAUGGCUUUUUUUUGCAAGGCACUAUAUGUUGGCUCAAUCUGAAAUGACCUUUAAAUGUCUAUUGCACAAUCUGUAACAGAGAUACAAAUUGAAUAGAGCCCUUACUGCGAAAUGGCUUCCAGUGGGUUUAAGAGCACACAUUCUCUAGGCCCGGGAAAUUAUGUUGGCUACCUUUAGUUUCUGUGGGCCUUUGUCCCAUUUGGACAUGAUGCACAGAAUUGACUCUGUGAAACCACAGAGCUUUCUAGUGGAAUGGCCUAUGUCUCUGUAUCCAUUUCCGUGAUUACAAUGCAAAACUCAUAGUUACAUAGCCUACAGUAAGUAACAGAAAACCACAGUUUUUGUUUCCCUUUUAUUAUUAUUCUUUCAUGCCUGUUCAGAAUUAAAGCAGUGACCUCUACCUACUUGUAGAGGUGUUUAUGAACACGUAGCUCUCCCUGCUAUCUCAUGCCAUGCUGGGGGAAUUCAGCUGUAUGCCUCCUGUCUUCUGUUGUUAUUUGGAUUAUCUCUCUAGCACAGAGGGCUGGUGUCACUAUCUUUACACACAUGCAUACACGGACACACGCACCCACACACUCUCACACCUCUCCCUCCCCUCUCAGUGUGUGUGUGUGUGGGAGGAGGGGGGGUGUGUGACACUGCUUGUGCCAUGUGUGGAAAGCUGUGAUAAGGAGCCUCAGAGAGAAAUGACUGGGAUGUCCAUGCUACAAGGGGCUGCUGCAGGGGUGUGUGAAUAAAAGUGAUUAAAUGGGGCCAGUUGUGAGAGUCUGUAUUUGUGUAGAGUGUGGGUGUGAGACCUUUUGUUUUGGGUGAAUUUUUGUUUGUUUAGUAUAGGUUGUCCAGAAGAGAGUCAAAGUGUGUGUGUGUGCGUGUGCGCAUGUGUGUGUGUGUGAGAGAGAGAGACAGAGAACCACAGUAAUGAUGUGAUCAUCGAUGUGGAAAAGCUACAUCUCUCUUUUGUAUUAAUCGAUCUAGGGUAUUCUGAGCCUUGACUCCCUGUCCGAUAUUUCAGCCUGAAUAAGGAAGAAAACUUGCCUGGCUGGUGGACUACUUAUCAUUGACAAUAUUGCUUGGUGCCUGUGUUUGAGAUAUGGGUUUGGUCAUAAAAUGUAUUUAUGGUAUUACUGUGGCACAUUUAUUUCUCUCUCCCCUCUCUUUCUCUCACUAUAUAUAUACACAUAUAUGUUAUUCAUUCAUUAGCUAAGUGAGAGCGAAGCCAACCACCUUAAUUGGGGAGGACGGGCUUGUGGUAAUGGCUGGAGCAGAAUGGGUGGAAUGGUAUCAAAUACAUCAAACACAUAGUUUGAUGCCAUUCCAUUUGCUCUGUUCCAGCCGUUAUUAUGAGCCGUCCUCCCCUCAGCAGCUUUCACUGAGCCCUAACCAUCGUUAAUAACACAAUGCUGUUGUUUAAUAUAUGCUGCUCUUUCUAAUGCUUAGUCUGCCUUCUCUCUGAGCCCCGCCCGAAAAGGACAGAGAAGCGCCCGCGAGCCGCCGACUUCGCCGACCCUACGACGACUCCGACCAUCCUAUCCCCUCCUCCCUCUCACCCCCUCACCUCUCUCUUUGGUCCCUGUCUCUCCUAUCUCUUAUCUCUCACUCGCUCUCCCCUCUACUCCCCUCUCCCCUCCCCCCUCCCCUCCCCCAUCCCCUCUCCUCUCCCACCUCAGCCACUGCCACCACAACACUAUGAUCUCAUGUUGGUCUCAUCUUAUUGUGGCUCAUCCCUGCCUCGGCUCAGCUCAGAGCGGCUCAGCUACAUUCAGUAAAAUUUCAUUUUCAUUCCGCUCUUAACAAGUUAAGACUCAAUCAGCUGUUAUAUGUAGUAGAUAUUAGGAUAAGCCCAGCUGAUCUGAUUGGGAAUUUUUUUCCUUUCCACUAAACAUGACUGUCAUGGUAUCUCUCUAUCGCUAUGUACCUAACCACUCUCUCUGUGUUCCAGAGGCCCACUCCAGUGCCAUGAUGUAUGACUGCCAGUAUCUGGAGCUGUCUGCUUCCCUGGACCACGGCACCACCGAGCUGCUGGAGGGGGCAGUGAAGGCUGCCAGGGGCGACUGCGUGGGGCCAGGCUGGACGGAGGGGGACCCUGGGGCAGGGCGCAGGGAGAGCCUGACCAGCAAGGCCAAGCGCUUCCUGACUGGCCUGGUGCCACGUUCCUACGGCCGAGGAGACAGGGACCGAGGCCAAUACAGGGAAAUGAGCAGGCACCGGGGCAGCAAGAUCCUCCGACAGAAAUCACGCUCCUGCCAUGACCUCAGUGCGAUG